AUGUGCCAUACCAGCUGCUCUUCAGGCUGCCAGCCAUCCUGCUGUGUGUCCAGCCCCUGCCAGCCAUCCUGCUGUGUGUCCAGCCCCUGCCAGCCAUCCUGCUGUUCAGCUUGCUGCAGGCCUGCUAUAUGCAUUCCUGUGAGAUACCAGGUGGCUUGCUGUGUGCCUGUGAGCUGCAGGCCCACUGUGUGUGUGGCCCCCUCCUGCCAGUCCUCUGUGUGUGUGCCUGUGAGCUGCCGGACAGUCUGUGUGACUUCCUCCUGCCAGUCAUCUGGAUGCUGCCAGCCCUCCUGCCCCACCCUGGUCUGCAGGCCUGUGACCUGUAGCACCCCCUCCUGCUGCUGA
Molecule: messenger RNA, 345 nt
Organism: Apodemus sylvaticus (European woodmouse)
Lineage: Eukaryota; Metazoa; Chordata; Mammalia; Rodentia; Muridae
Product: keratin-associated protein 12-1-like
Exons: 2
Coding region: 1-345 (114 amino acids)
Cellular component (GO): keratin filament
Source: RefSeq, a predicted model, not a curated record